Messenger RNA from Lineus longissimus, 2932 nucleotides. RefSeq names its product sodium/mannose cotransporter SLC5A10-like. The record is from RefSeq and is a predicted model, not a curated record. Gene Ontology annotation, cellular component: plasma membrane. Gene Ontology annotation, biological process: transmembrane transport. Gene Ontology annotation, molecular function: D-glucose:sodium symporter activity. The transcript is spliced from 12 exons. The coding region runs from base 306 to 2456 and encodes 716 amino acids. NCBI's taxonomy places the organism in Eukaryota, Metazoa, Nemertea, Pilidiophora, Heteronemertea, Lineidae.
UUGUUAGGAUGUUGCAAUAUGAGAGACAAAUCAUGUCAAUGCGGUUGUUGGGAUAAGAGGUGUCUACCUGAGAGACGUCACAGCGGGUUAUACAUGGACCCGUUUAUUCUUUGAUUAAUCGAAAUCGGCACAAAGGCGAAGACAGCACAGCCGGUAACGUCGAUACCAUCGGACAACUUGGUGGCGCCAACUCAUUGCCCAUCCAGAUUGAGCUUAAAUACAUUGAAUGGCAUCGAAAGACAAUGUGUAUGAGGAGAAUUCAUUAAGUUGCGGAUCUCAAACGAAUUUCAUGGACUCGCGGCAGUAUGAAUAACACAACAUCGGAAGCUUUUGAGCAGAGAUUGGGAGUCUGGGAUUUUGUUGUCAUUGUCAGCUACUUCGUAGCUUGCCUUGCUGUCGGAAUAUACUCUCUAUGCCGUCCGAAUCGUGGUACGGUGACCGGCUACUUCCUGGCGGGUCGGCACAUGACCUGGCUCCCCGUCGGCGCCUCCUUAUUCGCCAGUAACAUCGGGAGUGAGCAUUUCAUUGGACUGGCGGGAUCGGCCGCAGCCAAGGGACUGGGCGUUGCAGCGUUUGAAUUUCAGGCAUGCCCUUUAUUUCAUUUAAUGGUAUGGGUUUUCCUUCCUGUUUAUAUUGCAAGUGGGGUGUGCACAAUCCCCGAGUACAUGACCAAGCGGUUCGGAGGUGGCCGGAUACAGGUCUACCUGGCAUUUCUAUCUCUUCUUCUCUACAUUUUCACAAAAAUCUCGGUGAACAUGUUUGCCGGGUCGUUGUUCAUUCAGCAAGCUCUUGGCUGGGACAUCUACACCUCCAUUCUACUGCUCCUUGCCUUCACAGCGGUUUUCACUGUCACAGGUGGUUUGGCUGCGGUCAUUUACACUGACACCCUACAGACGUUCGUCAUGGUGAUAGGUGCCACAGUCUUAGCUGUCCUCAGCUAUAUCAAAGUUGGUGGAUUCACCGGAAUCUACGAGAAGUACCCAACAGCAAUAGCAAAUACAACCCUUGAAAGUAACUCGACGUGUGGGUAUCCAUCGCCGCAAGCCUUCAAGGUGCUGAGAGGGCCUCUGGACGACGAAAUUCCAUGGCCAGGUUUCUUCUUCGGGGAAAUCCCGAUGGCAAUAUGGUACUUGUGUACAGAUCAGAUGAUAGUCCAAAGGGCCCUUGCUGCCAAGAGCCUCUCCCAUGCCCAGGGAGGGGCAAUCCUAACCUCGUUCCUAAAGUUCUUACCACUUUACAUCAUCAUAUUCCCAGGAAUGAUAAGUCGUAUCUUAUACCCAGAUGAGGUCGCCUGUUCAGAUCCCGAUUUAUGCUACGAGAUCUGUCGGAGUCGGAUGGCCUGCACGAAUAUCGCCUACCCCCGAUUGGUGCUCGGUCUCAUGCCUAUCGGACUCCGCGGGCUGAUGAUGGCGGUGAUGCUAGCGGCUCUCAUGACCAGUCUGACUUCCAUCUUCAACAGCGCUAGUACUCUGUUCACCAUGGACAUCUACACCAAGAUAAGGAAGAAGGCAACGACCAGGGAACUCAUGGUGGUCGGAAGAGUGUUCGUGCUUGUGAUGAUAGGCAUCAGCAUACUCUGGAUUCCCAUGAUCAAAGAGUUCCAAGGCGGACAGCUCUUCAUCUACGUCCAGGUGUUGAGCGCCCAUCUUUCACCGCCCAUCGCCGCAGUCUAUCUCAUCGCCAUGUUCUGGAAGCGGGGAAACGAACAGGGCGCAUUCUACGGCUUAUUGAUCGGCUUCAUCAUCGGCGUGGUCAGAAUGAUCAUGGAUUUCAUCUACAUCGCCCCGAAAUGCGGCGAACCCGACAACAGACCUUCCAUCGCCAAGGACUUUCAUUACAUGUACUUUGCUCUCGUGCUGUUCUGGGUGGUUGUAAUCGUCAAUGUGGUUGUUAGCCUGAUGACUAGGCCACCAGAACCAGAGAUGCUCCAUCGUACCACUUACUGGACUAGAAACGAACACAAAGACCUGAUCGAAAAUUCCGAGGAAAUGAAAGAGAUUGCCGAGGAGGUGGAUGAAAGGUCGUCCGAUCACUUGGACGACAGGCCAGCUAAUCACGUGGACGACAGGUUUACCAAUCACGUGGACGAAAGCACAGCUGAUGCAGACGACAAGUUCAUGAAUGAAGGAAAUCUGGAGGACGGGGAAUCUUUGCAAUAUGUUGGCUUUCAGGAUGAAAAAGAUGACAAUCCUCCAGCAAGGAAGUCCGUGCUCCGCCGGGUCUAUGACAACUUCUGUGGCUUCGAUGACAGCACUGAAGCACAGAUCAAGCUCCGCGAACAAGAGGCCCACCUCAGAGGCUUAGCUGCCUUAAAACAAGACAAGAUGGUGAAAAUGGCACUCAAGAUAAUGCGGGAUAUCACUAUUGCUAUAACCAUCUUUCUGUACGGGUAUUAUUCGGCUCCUCAGAAUUUUGUACACUCGGCCCUGAUGACAUAUGGGAACAUCUCUACUUGAGUUCGAGUGGUCUCCUGCAAGAUGUGUAUUCCAUGCAAAAGUAACUCUACUAUACUGCACUGUAUAAGUAACAUUUUCUCCAGUCUGGGUUCCAAGGGUCAUUUGGGAAAUGCCAAAAUCCUCUGCGGAAGGACCAGAGUCUGUGUAACGUUUUUGAGAAUUACCGUUUCCGAGUGUUUCCUCUCAUUGUUUGGGAACGCUAAAUGAUAGAUUGACAUGUUUUACUGUGUUUCCCCAUUGAAAAAUCAUGGUCUCUCUAGCUGUCUAUUGUGAGUAAACACUGAAAUACGGAAGACAACCAAACAUGUUACACCGGCAAUAAAGUGAAAGGAUUUCAGCUGAACUAGAAAGCAACACUCAGGGGAAGGAUUAACAGAAUGCAGAGAGACCACGAUUUCAUUGUAGGGCGUAUUUCAUAAUGUGAACAAGUAAUAUGUAUCUUGACUUUUAAUCUGUAAAUAAUAAUCAGAAAAAUG